Messenger RNA from Vigna radiata var. radiata (mung bean), 1971 nucleotides. RefSeq names its product disease resistance protein TAO1-like. The record is from RefSeq and is a predicted model, not a curated record. Gene Ontology annotation, biological process: defense response. Lineage: Eukaryota; Viridiplantae; Streptophyta; Magnoliopsida; Fabales; Fabaceae. Gene Ontology annotation, molecular function: ADP binding. The coding region runs from base 232 to 1713 and encodes 493 amino acids. The transcript has 3 exons.
UUUCUUUGGUUUGAGAGUGAUUUAAGCAUAUGCAUGUUAAGGUUGUGUUUUAAUUUUGGUAACACAUUAUCAUCUUGAAGACACGAUGCUGAACUUGUAGACGUAAUUGUUAACCGCGUUAACACAUUACUGGACUAUAAAGACUUAUUUAUUACCGAAUAUCCAGUUGGAUUAGAGUCCCGCGUGGAAGACGUGAUUAAAUGUAUUGAAAAUCAAUCCAGCAAAGUGUGUAUGAUAGGAAUAUGGGGAAUGGGAGGAUCAGGUAAAACAACCAUAGUCAAAGCCAUCUACAAUCGAAUUUAUCGUCAAUUCAUUGGAAAGAGUUUUAUUGAGAAUAUUCGUCAUGAAGGGUAUAUUGCUUUGCAAGAAAAUCUUCUUUCUGAUGUCCUCAAAUCCAAGUUCAAGGUGAAAAGCGUUGGGAUGGGAAGAACUAUGAUCCAGAAUAGAUUUUCGCGAAAAAAGUUGCUCAUUGUGCUUGAUGAUGUGAAUGAGUUUGCCAAAUUAGAAAACCUAUGCGGGAGUCGUGAAUGGUUCGGUCAAGGAACUGUGAUAAUCAUUACUACUAGAGAUUUUCAGUUGUUGAAACAACUCAGAGUUAAUUAUGUUUAUAAAAUGCAUCUUUUGAACGAAAAUGAGUCACUUGAGCUUUUUAGUUGGCAUGCAUUUAGAGAUGCAAUACCUAAAAAAGAAUGGAGUGAACUCGCAAGAAACGUCGUUGUUUAUUGUGGAGGACUACCGCUAGCUCUUGAGUUCCUUGGUUCCUAUUUAUGUGAUAAGACAAUUGAAGUGUGGAAAAGUGUAUUAUUGAAACUACAAAGAAUUCCCCCGGAUGAACUUCUGAGUGUAUUAAAAAUAAGUUUUGAAGAUUUACAUGAUGCGGAAAAGAAUAUAUUUCUGGAUGUAUGUUGUUUCUUUAUUGGCAAAGAAAGAGAGUAUGUGACAGAGAUAUUAAAUGGGUGUGGACUAAAUGCUGAUAUUGGAAUAACAGUUCUCAUAGAGCGUGGCCUCAUAAAAGUUGAAAGGAACAACAAACUUCAAAUGCAUCCUUUGUUACAAGAGAUGGGAAGAGAAAUUAUUCGUCAAGAAUGCCCAGAGAAACCGGGAAAAAGGAGUCGAUUGUGGUUUCAGGAUGACGUAGAAGAUGUACUGAAAGAGAAUACUGGGACAGAAGCUAUAUUGUCCCUGAAAUCUGAUUCCAGCAUUGGAGAUUGCUUGGAAUCUCGUGCUUUCAAGGAAAUGAAGAGACUAAGACUGCUACAACUUGAUCAUGUACAGCUUAGUGGAGAUUUAGGGCACAUUUCUAAACAACUAAGAUGGAUUUGUUGGCGAGGGUUUCGUUAUAGAUACAUUCCAAAGAACUUUCAUUUGGAAAAUGUAAUUGCAAUUGAUUUAAAACGUAGUCUUCUCCAUCUGGUCUGGCAAGGACGCGUGGUUUUAGAGCGGUUAAAAUUCCUUAAUCUCAGUCACUCCAAGUACUUGAAAGAAACACCUGACUUUUCAGGACUACCAAGUCUUGAACAACUCAUUCUAAAAGAUUGUGCAAGAUUGCGCAAGGUACACCCAUCCAUUGGUGUUCUGUCCAACAUACGAGUAAUAAAUUUGGAGGACUGCACAAGUCUAAGAUAUCUCCCAAGAGAGAUAUAUAAGUUGAGAUCUUUAAAAACUCUCAUCCUCUCUGGUUGUUCGAAUCUUAGGUCACGGGAAAAGAUAUAAUGCAGGUGGAAUCCUUUUUAACUAUAAUUGCUAAGCAAAUACAACACUGAAACAAACGUCCUUUUAAAUUGUAAGCUAUAAAAUUACAAAUAUAAAAAUCCCUAUGUUAUAUUUGAAGGAUUAUUGGAAAAUGUUUGCUUUGAUACUCUACUUGUCAUCUUAUUUACUUUAUGUUUUUUUGGUUUUAGUUGUUGAAUAAAGUUUUUUAGGAAAAAUAAAUGUUCCUAAACUUCGGGAGAAUAAUAACAGUGAAUUAGU